This is a messenger RNA of Ruditapes philippinarum (Manila clam), 2085 nucleotides long. RefSeq lists its product as uncharacterized. Bases 1 to 2085 code for a protein of 694 amino acids. The record is from RefSeq and is a predicted model, not a curated record. The transcript has a single exon. Lineage: Eukaryota; Metazoa; Mollusca; Bivalvia; Venerida; Veneridae.
AUGUAUCAAGUACCAAAUUACACUGAGACUGUGUCACUGAAGCUAUCAGAGGUUCUGGCUGAUAUAGGUGUUGAUGAGAGAAUAGUACUGAAAACUAGAAGAUCAUGGCUUCUGAGUGAAUCAAUAGUGAAUAUAGAUUACCAACUACUUGAUCAAAAAAUUUUUACAUACUUUUUCGGGAGUCAAUCAGAAGGCACAACUACAAGAGAUUUGAAUUCAGACACAGAUCAACUUAGCUCCAACAAAGAAUUACUUAAAUUGAUUCAAGACUGGAGUGACUGGAUACCUGGUGUAACUAAUCUACUGAUGAUUCAAGAUAAUUCUGUAUCACCUGGAUAUUGUUUACUUCAAUUUCUGAGAGAUGAUUUUCCUCUUCCUGCUUUUGGUGUACCUACUCAAAACUGCUUCAUGGACAGAACAGGAAAAUUACUUUUAAAGAAUUCUGUAUUAUCUGCUGAACAUGUACACGGUUAUGAAGUACAUGGACCAGCAGGUGUACGACAAGGACAACACGGCUUUACUGAUAAAGACCAUGUGAUGGCUCUUUAUUGCACAACAUGGCCACAGCAAGCUAGACAAUGGUUGGAUCAACAAGGUGAAGGUCAAUGGCCGUCUGCUGAAAUGAAACAAUAUUGCAACAGAAGUGGAUGCUUUGUUGUUCCUGUUGGAUGUAGUGGCAGUGAACAUGAGCAACUUGAAUGGAGAAUAUCAACAUCUUUAGCAGAAAGGUGUUUUAUGUUCAACCUGAAUAUUACACAGAUUCGCUGUUAUGUCUUGAUGAAAAUGAUUUUAAAAUCAUUUAUCAAGCCAUUGUUUAACGAUGUUAUUUCAAGUUUCAUGUGUAAAAAUGUACUCUUCAACUGCAUUGCCAAUACACAUUCUAAUACCUGGAGAGAAAAUAACUUACUUUUUUGUCUAACACUGUGUUUAUAUCUCCUGUACAACAAUAUCAUUAAUGAACAUUGUCCACAUUUUAUCAUACCUGGGAACAAUUUAAUGAGAGGAAAAAUUCCACCUGCAGUCAAACCAUAUAUCCUGCAAAUACUCAACAAUAUCAUCAACAGUGAAGGAGUGGCACUAUUGCGUGUCAAAUGUGAUGAUCUUGGUUCAAGGAUUUUUCUCAACUUUUGUCCAUUCAAGACAAGAGACAUUAUGCCAGGAUCACUAUUAUAUAAUCUGGCUUUAAAAAUAUCUGGAACACAUAUGAAAGAUUUUUAUCUAUUUAUUGAUUGUGGUCUUAAUGAAGCUGUAGAAAAAUUUAAGAACUAUGUAUCAAAGAUAUUUAUCUUUCAAUAUGAAGGACUGGAUAAGACAGCCAGUCAACUUAUAACACCCUGGUAUUUUACAACACUUGGAUCUGUCCUGGCUUCACGUAAUAUCUAUCAGUAUAACACAAUACCAGCAGAUGCCCUCAAACUCAUCUCAUUUGGCUUGAAUACAGAUGUGGCAUCAAGUAGACUGAAACUAGCUUCAAUCUUUUACUGUGUUCAAGAAAUACAAAAAACUGAUUUCGUACUCAGUGAGAUUGAAAGGAGAUAUGAUCAACAAAUUGUUGAGCCUGUCUGUUGUUGUCAUGAAUAUGAGAGAAAAAUAAUAAGAUAUGGAUUCCUUGAAUUAUGUUACAAUCGUAAUGAAGAAGUCUUACAGUAUACAACAGCAUCAUGUGUUAUAUUUCUGCCAUGCGAAAUUCACUGUGUACCAAAUGAACUCAGAUAUGAAAUGUUCAGAUCUUCACAAGAGGACAAAAUAUUUCGAACAGAAAAAGACAACAUGUGGAUGGAUUGUGCUGUGGUGGAUUCCCUUCCUUACCUCUACUUUCUACAAUACAAAGUUUACAGCCAUUUAGGAAGACAAGAUCAGAAACAAAGUGCUCUUGUCAAACUUAUCAGAACCAUAAAAGAGGAACGAAACCUUGGACAUCGGGAAACAGCUCUAAAUAUUCUCGGAAAAUGCAUGGAACAAGAAGGUAGAGCUGGAGAUGCUUUACAGUGUUAUUUGAUGUCACUUAAUAUAAGGGGGAGAAACAAUGCUGCAAAGAUUCAUAUCACCAUACUUCUAUCUGUACUGAUAAAUGCAAGGAGAUAA